AUGUCACACAUAAUCAUAACGGGAGCCACAGGAUUAGCAGGCAGUGCAGUCCUAAGCCAUGCCAUAGCAUCUUCGGCCAUCAGCAAGAUAUCUGUCCUCUCUCGCCGCCCAGUUAAACUCGCCGAGUCCUCUCCUAAAGCUCACGUCAUAAUCCAAGAUGAUUUCGAACAAUACACCCCCGAACUUCUCGCCCAGCUGAAAGGCGCUACAGGGUGCGUCUGGGCACAGGGGAUCAGUGCUAAUGGGAUGAACGAGGAAGACUACAUCAAGAUCACUGUCGAUUAUCCUCUUGCGGCAGCGAAGGCAUUCGCGAGUCUCUCCGACCAAAUGAAUUUUGUAUACGUCUCUGGAGAAGGCGCGAAUAUGCAGGAGAAGACAACAGCAUUCAUGUUUGGGAGGAUCAAAGGCCGGGCGGAAAGAAUGCUAUUGGAGGCACAGUCCACACAUCCUACGUUGCGGGUUUUCAGCGCGAGGCCGGCGGUGAUCAAUCCACAAGGCAAAUAUCUUGCCGAGCGGCCUCCAAGCAUUCGCGAUAGAGCAUUGACGGGCUUCGGCAGUGUAUUCCAGUACAUCUGGAAGAAUGGCGAAAUUCCAACCGAGUCUCUGGCCAAAGCUUUGGUGAACCUCGCGGYUGGAGACGGCAAACCGAUAGCUGCUGGUUCUGGCAUCGAAGCAGAUGGUAGAGUGCUGAGAAACAUCGCGAUCAGGAGACUUGCUGGCGUCCAAAAAUGA
Ramularia collo-cygni is the source of this 732-nucleotide messenger RNA. RefSeq names its product related to nucleoside-diphosphate-sugar epimerases. The transcript is spliced from 2 exons. Lineage: Eukaryota; Fungi; Ascomycota; Dothideomycetes; Mycosphaerellales; Mycosphaerellaceae. The record is from RefSeq and is a predicted model, not a curated record. Bases 1 to 732 code for a protein of 243 amino acids.